AAUAUUACCAGCCAAUCAAAUGACAUAUUUUGUCCCUAGUAAACAUAACCAACAAAAAUUGACAGGAAGAAUAAGAAAAGAAACAAACAAAAGAAAAUAAAAGUUAAAGGAAACACUUUGGUUAUGAGUUCAAAGGAUGAAAAAUCAUCAAGAGGAUGGACGAAAGAAGAAAAGGAAAAACUUUUAGAAUUAAUAAAAAUUCAUGGUCAUACAAAUUAUGAUAAAAUAGCACUAGGACUUCCAAAUAAAUCGCCAUUAGGAAUAAAAGCGAAAAUAAAUAAAUAUCUAUCAUUAUCAAAAUCUUUAAAGCCAGGUUCCGUGGAUCCUCUCGAUUUUUGGUUGUAUUCAUUUUUUCAACAAGAUGACGAAUCUUUAAUUUCACGUGCAUUAUUAUAUGUUCAAUUAUUUGAAACGCAUCCCACAGUUGAGGAAUCAAAUGGAAUUGAAUUUGAUACAAUUUAUGGAUUUCUGCAUCGUCUAACAUCGGGGCAUCCACCAAAUAAUAUUUCACCUCAAAGUUUUGAUGCAUUUGACAGAGAAAUGGUUAGAGCAAUUGACUUUGUUUCAAAUAAAAGUGAAAAAGAAGUUCUCACCUAUCUCAGUACAUUGAAUAUAAAGAAAAAACCGGCAAAAGAUUAUUCAAGAAAAACGUGAUGUAUUUUCAGUUUUAUUUGUGGGAUAUAUUUUUAUUAAAUUUCGAAAUCUAAAGUAAGCGAAAUAAAUAAAUAUUAUAAUUAUUUAUUAAAAUGUGACUGAUAUUUUGUAUAAUUGAAAUUUUCAGGAAUAAACUGGAAACAUUCUGUUAUUAUAAAGGAAAGAAUAAAAAUAAUUUACAAGAA
Leptopilina boulardi is the source of this 839-nucleotide messenger RNA. RefSeq lists its product as uncharacterized. NCBI's taxonomy places the organism in Eukaryota, Metazoa, Arthropoda, Insecta, Hymenoptera, Figitidae. The record is from RefSeq and is a predicted model, not a curated record. The coding region runs from base 124 to 654 and encodes 176 amino acids. The transcript has 2 exons.